GGUCUUGCUUGCUUUGAUGGAAUUAUUGCUAUUCUUGCUUUUACUCAGCUAGCACGGAUUCACUCAAGGAAUUCACAGCUAGGAUGGACCCGCCAAAAAGUAAGUUUUAUAAAUUACUUUCUGUGACUUUUUAGUUGAAUUAAAAGAUUUCUAUUUGAAUGUAAACUAUUUCAUAGGCUAGCUAGUUUAACACAAUGUCAUCAGACCAGCUGGUCAAGUGGGGACUUGCACCUUGAUCUGAUCUGUGUGAGUCAUCUGACCCUUUAAGGCAGAACCUGGGAAAAUUGUCUGAACAGAAAGAAAUUUUGGUGACUCUUCUGACACUGCUUGACUUGAACUUGGAGAAACAGGUAGGUUGAAAUUAAGUUGCAGCUACAGCAUUCAUCAGUUCUUAAAGUUUUGAGCCCAGGAGUUUGUAGUAGGCCUUGGAGGAGAAACCUAUUUGACCAACAUUUCCUGGACUUCAAUGCUUGCUUUUGUAAUUUCUACACUUCUUGCAAGUAUCAGAAAUUUUGUGUAUGCCCCUAACACUGGCAGAAAACUCUACGUUGGACUCCUGUACUUUUUUUAAUUUUGUAAGUUUGUAGCCGAUGAGGAAAGUGUGAUAAAACAUAAAUUAUUUACUAAAAGAAUUUGAUAUAAGUUGUUUAGUGACCAGCCUUGGGAACUAAGAACCUUAAUGAGUAACAAUGUAGCUAAAUCAUUAAUCUAUUAUCUGGCCUUUGUACUGGGAUGAUUAGGAAACAUGCUGUACCAUCCUGGAAUUAGAGAUGAUUAAACUUAUCUAUGGUCCAGUGGAGGCAGAAGAUAGAGUUAGGGUUGAUGUCAAGUCAAUGUUCAGUAAGGUCCAUGUAUUGGUGUCAAGUCAAUGUUCGGUAAGGUCCAUGUUCGGUAAGAUAGUGUUGGGGUUGAUGUCAAGUCAAUGUUCAGUAAUGUACGUGUAUUGGUGUGCAUAUAUGUAAAUGAUUUAUGAUAAUGCUUUUUUUUUUUUCUUCUUUUCUCCUUUUCCUCCUCUUUCUUUCUUUUCUAAUUCAUGGUACAUCUAACUUACUAUGUUGGUUGGCCGAAAAAAAAGAGUUACUAUGUUGAUUUCUAUUUCCAAAUGUAUUGACUUGUUCUUGACCGAAAUGAAUGUGAAUAACAGGUGUUUCAUUUACUGAUUGGGUCUACCAAUGCUGGUAAGAAUUUUUAUUUUACACUUAUGUUGACCCGUUGGCCUUAUAUGCGUAGGUUGAUUUGAAUCACAUCUCUGAUUCAAAUUGAAUUGCCAAAUUCUCAUCUACCUGCAGGUUACUUCGUUUAUUUUGUCUUGACUCUCGUUGCUGCAUGCCGAGGAUGGCUAUGCUGGUCAUACUCUUGUGGCUUUGUAGCCAUGGCCUUCCCCAGAAUUCUUUUCUUUGCAACAUUUCUUCUACUUUUGUCAUUCUGGUAUGUUUCCUCAGUAACUUAUUUACAUUUUCUUUGUGUGAAAUAUGAUCAUGUAUCUUAGAUAACUUUUUCAAAUGCAAGGAAAACGUGCUCUCUAAAGAUUGGAGAUAUUUGCAAGAAUCAAGAUAUGCAGCUUUCCUUUAUUUUUGUUUUUGUUUCUAGUAAAAGGAAAUAGAAAAAGGAAAAGGGAGAUCGAAUUUAGUGCUUGACUUUAAAUCAUCAUGUCUUAAUCAAUCAAUGUACCAGAGAGCUUUCUCUUUUCUUCUUUUCCCAGGGUCAUCCAAUGCAAUGCUGUACCCCAUGUCUCUGUGGCGGAUUUUUUAUAGGGUCGACCUUUGCCACCAGGCAGAUGAUGAAGAGGAAGAGGAUGUUGAACAGGGCUUUCUAGAAGCUUUACUACAAAAUUCUUUAAAUAGACCUAGGUCAUCAAUCGCAGAUGGUUACAGAAUAUGUUAUCCUUUCCGUUUAAUUCAUAUUGGAAGCCGUCAAAAAGUAGUGAUUCUGGUUACUGUUCUUGUAUUUCUUUUUAUGAUGACAUUUUCUGUGCUAAUCUGGAUUCGAAUGGAAGAUAAUCCUAUUGAUUCAUCAACUGUGGCUCGGGUUUAUGUAGAUCUUUUUGCUGUGGCAAUACUACUAUUAGGUGGAGCGUUAGCAUGUUAUGGGCUCCUAUUGUGUCAGAAAAUGAGGAAUGUUAGAUCUGAAAGAGCUUCAUCUGAAAUUUGGAAGGUUGCAGGUUUGGCCAUUGUAUCUGUUCUAUGUUUCACAUCAAGUGCUUUUGUGGCUCUUUUCACUGAUAUUCCGGUGCUUUAUCACUGGCAUGAACUGCACAUAAAUGGUGUUUAUACUUCUCUUUUACUGAUUUUAUAUUAUUUUAUAGGUUCAUCAGUGCCCUCAGCUUUUGUAUUAUGGGUCAUGAGAGAAUUACCACCUAUGUCAAUAGCUAACAUACCAGGGGAAUCAACAACAAUAACUUUUAUUACUGAUAGUUCAGCUGAAGUCCACCAUCCACAGGGCUGGACAACUGCAGCAAGCUCACAGAAUCAGGUUCACAUCUCUUUUUGUCUUUAUAUUAGAUUUAUACAGAAUUUGCUUAUUCAUGUGUAUUUCUGUUCUCUGUGUCAGCCUGAUCUUUCAAAUUUCACUUGUUUUUAUAUGAGAUACAUGGUCUUUCUAUCGCUCCCUACUUGUAUUGGGAAUGUCGUAGCAUCAUAUUAUCUUCAUAUCAGAUAUACCUCGGAGAGUUGUUCUGAUUUAGUCAGGGAUUGGUUGGUACAAAUAUUGCCCAAACGCCAAUUCCAUUCAUUGAUAAUUGAGAAUUGAAAAUGAUCUUUUGUGCCAAUGCAUGUUUAAAAAUGUGAAGAUUGAAUAAUGUCUGCGGUUCUUUCAGUUCUGAAAAAUAUCAUUCCUCUAAUAUCUAUACAACAAUAGGUAAUUAAUAAGGGGGGUAGUGUACCUAUCCACAUUGGAAAAUAGUGACUAAACCUUACAUCAGUUCAAUAUAUUUUUAAUUGAAUAUUUCUGAAGAAUGGUUCUAGAUUGCUGUACAAUGCCAGUUUAAAAUGAUAAAAUGAUAUGUGCGGUGCAACGAACAUAAUAUUGUAUGCAGUCGAUAUUAUUUAAUGAACUGAUGCAUCUUUCUUAUUUGCUUUUGAUUUUUAUUUUGUGCACUGCUACAUCUUCCUUAUUUGCUUCAAAGAUGUUCAUUAAGAUGGUUGUAGGAGAUACAGAAAGGACCUUUAGUGACUUGAGCUUCGUUAGCGCAGGUAUCAAGAGGUAGUCCUAUAUAAUUGCUCUUUCAUACAGAAAUAUGCAUGCUUAUCUUCCUAAGUGGGCAAUGUGAGCUGGAAAUUGAAACAAUCGGGUCAAAUAAGAGUUUGGAUUGCGCAAAUGAGCAGUGAUCAAAAGGUUACAAUAGCUAACUUUACAGGGCAGCCGUGCCAUUGCCAUUGCCAUGUUUUUGACAUUUGGAGCAUGUAAAUAGCAACGGAAAGAUAGAUGCUUCUUUUUCUUUUGGUCUUUUAAGCUUUCUCUUCCCGUAGUUGUCCGAUUCUAAAGACAUUUGAUUUGCCACUUUAGUCUUCACAACACUCGUAGGUAUCAAAUGGUUUCCAUGAUAGAUAAAUUAAAGCCAUUAUUAUUGAUCAAGGGUGGUCGCAUGUGCCUAAAAUUUAUAGAUGACAAAUCUACCAGCUUCUUUCUCUCUAUUCUUCCCCCUUUUUAUUUUUGCCUAUUUUGCAUAAUGUCAUGCCUUAUGGGACUAUGGCAUAUCAUUGGAGAAAUAUGUUAUCCCGAAGAUAUACAAGUGUGCUAUAGGGAAUUUCAUAUCAUUUCGUAUACUCAAGCAAGGGCAGCAGGCUUUACAUUUCAAAUUCUCUGUCAUUUGUUAAUUGGGAUCAUGUCAAUAAACAAGCCUUCAAAGCAUCUCACAUCCCAACAAAGCAAUGUUAUCUAAUCUAGGAGGCAUUUUGACAAACUUGUCUUGUGCACAAAGUCCUUGCAUAAACCAAAGAGUUCCAAUGCCAACUCAAAUAGGGGACACAGACUAAUAGUAGGAAUAAAUUAUUAUUUUGGUUUAGGUCCAAAAGCUUCGAGGCAAUAACUGCAAACAAAAAAAUGAUCAAAGUUGGUCGGUACCAUUCCUUUGUAUUAUAGAUGUAAUCUCCUCCUACCCGAACACGCCCUUUAGGAACCUAACUAAAAGCAAAUAAAUAAAUACUGAAUAAUAACUUAAAAAAAAAAAAAAAAAAA
Durio zibethinus is the source of this 4176-nucleotide messenger RNA. The record is from RefSeq and is a predicted model, not a curated record. NCBI's taxonomy places the organism in Eukaryota, Viridiplantae, Streptophyta, Magnoliopsida, Malvales, Malvaceae.